This is a messenger RNA of Rhineura floridana, 5029 nucleotides long. RefSeq names its product S-adenosyl-L-methionine-dependent tRNA 4-demethylwyosine synthase TYW1-like. The transcript is spliced from 16 exons. Gene Ontology annotation, molecular function: catalytic activity; 4 iron, 4 sulfur cluster binding; FMN binding. The record is from RefSeq and is a predicted model, not a curated record. Lineage: Eukaryota; Metazoa; Chordata; Lepidosauria; Squamata; Rhineuridae. Gene Ontology annotation, biological process: wybutosine biosynthetic process. Bases 150 to 2327 code for a protein of 725 amino acids.
UAGGCAGUUUCUAAGCCUUCCCAGCAUUCCCCGGGGCUGGCAAGAUGGCCGCCUCCAGGAGCUCGAGGAGACGCGUCCGGAGGGCUCCGCGAGAGUAAGCUGUCUCUCGGACUCACUCCAGUGGAGGCUGCUCGCUUGCAAAGAGGGCCAUGGAGACGUGGAAUGUUCUCUGUUCCCAUUUGAUGUUCUUGUGGCUCAACCGAUUCUACCUAUACUCAGGAGCGGCUUUGGGAAUCACCCUCUGGAUCUGCCUCCAGCUUGUCAGUAAGGCCAAAAAGCAGAAUGGAAAUCAACUCGGAGAAUCAAGCCUUCCUAAAGUUGCCGUGGAGGGACUUGCAGGAGGGCCGAAAGACCCCGCUGACAAAAUCCAUGUUGCCGGGGUGAAGGUUUUUUAUGGUUCUCAGACUGGAACAGCAAAGAGAUUUGCACUGAUUCUUGCUGAAGCUGUAGCCGCCUUUAAUUUGCCGGUAGAAGUCAUUGAUAUGAAAGACUGUGACCCAGACGACUCUCUGGCAGACGAGACAAGCAGCAAGAACGUUGGUGUGUUCUUAGUGGCUACCUACACGGAUGGGAAGCCAACGGAGAAUGCAGUGUGGUUCUGCAAGUGGCUGGAAGAGGCGUCCAGUGACUUCAGGGUCGGCAAAACGUAUCUGAAGGGCUUGAGAUAUGCAGUCUUUGGGCUGGGGAAUUCGCUGUACGCCGACCACUACAACACCGUGGGCAGAAACGUCGACAAGUGGCUGUGGAUGCUGGGUGCUCGGCGCAUCCUCUCCUGCGCCCGGGGGGACGCCAACGUUGCAGCAAGCAAACACGGGAGCCUGGAGGCUGACUUCGAGGCCUGGGAGGCCAAGUUCCUGGCGCGGCUCCGGGCCCUCUGCAGAGGCGAGAGGAAGGCCUGCAGCGGGAGGUGCAAGAAGGGCAAGUGCCGACCGAAAUGGAAGUCCGGCCAAGAGGCCUCUGAGCCACAGCACGAGGAGAAAGAGGAGGCGGAGGGGGAGCUUUUCGAGACCACGAGCGAGGAGGAGUCCGGCAGCGAGGAGAGAGAAGGCGCCGAUCGGGUGGUGGAUGUCGAGGACCUGGGCGACGUGAUGGGCCACAUGAAACAAGCCCAGAAAGAGCACGAACUUGACGAAGGGGCAGACAGGAUGGGCAGACUCCAGCGGGGCCGAAGAGAGGAGGUGCGGAGAGAGAUGAUCACGCCGGCUCUCCGAGAUGCACUCACAAAACAAGGUUACAAGUUGAUCGGGAGCCACUCCGGAGUGAAGCUUUGCCGGUGGACAAAGUCGAUGCUCCGCGGACGAGGAGGUUGUUACAAACACACGUUUUAUGGCAUUGAGAGCCACCGCUGCCUGGAGACCACGCCCAGCUUGGCUUGUGCCAACAAGUGCGUCUUCUGUUGGAGGCACCACACAAAUCCUGUGGGCACUGAGUGGCGAUGGAAGAUGGACCCGCCUGAAAUGAUCUUGCAGGAGGCCAUUGAGAACCACCAGAGCUUGAUCAAGCAGUUCAAAGGGGUCCCAGGGGUGAGAGGCGACCGCUUUGAAGAAGGGAUGGAACCCAAACACUGUGCCCUCUCUCUGGUUGGGGAGCCAAUCAUGUACCCUGAAAUCAACCAGUUCCUAAAGCUGCUCCACCGUCGCCAUAUUUCAACCUUUCUAGUUACAAAUGCACAGUUCCCAGAGGAAAUCAGGAAUCUCGAGCCAGUGACACAGCUCUACGUCAGCGUAGACGCCGGCACAAAAGACAGCCUGAAGAAGAUUGACCGCCCCCUCUUCAAAGACUUCUGGCAGAGGUUUCUGGACAGUUUGCAAGCCUUGGCCGAAAAGCAACAACGCACAGUCUAUAGGCUGACACUAGUGAAAGCGUGGAACGUGGAAGAACUGAAAGCCUAUUCUGAGUUGGUGUCUCUUGGCAAACCGGAUUUCAUAGAGGUUAAGGGUGUGACCUACUGUGGAGAAAGCUCUGCCAGCAACCUCACCAUGGCCAACGUGCCGUGGCACGAAGAGGUGGGACGUUUUGUCCAGGAGCUGGCUGACCUUCUCCCGGACUACGAAAUCGCCUGUGAGCACGAGCACUCCAACUGUCUCCUGAUCGCCCACAAGAAGUUCAAGAUCGACGGGGAAUGGCACACUUGGAUCGACUACGAUUGCUUUCAAGAUCUGUUCCGCCGGUACGAGCAGAGCCGGGGAGCCGCGACGUUCACCUCCACCGACUACGUAGCCCCGACUCCUCAGUGGGCCGUGUUUGGGGCAAGGGAAAGGGGGUUUGACCCCACGGACACGAGGUUCCAACGAAAGAACAAAACAAAGGACAUCUCGGGGUGCUGACACCUUGAAACCAACAACAGUCUGGGCCCUUUUUAGAGCCACGGUCUAGAGCAGCUUUCACCAGCUUGGCGCCCUCUGUGUGUUUUGGACUACAGCUCCCAUCAGCCCCAGCCAUCCUGCGUGGCGGCAUGAUGCAGGGGCUGAUGGGAGCGCGGCCAUGCCAUGGUGGGAGUUGUGGUCGAAAGUAUCUAAAGGGCGCCAGGUUACAAAGGCUGGUCCAAACAGUUUCAGGGAGAUUUUCGCUUUUUACGUUAGUCUCCGAAAUCUUUGCAAAAAAUAACUCAUUUGAGAACUUUGAUGACCACAAGACAAACUGAGGUAUUUUCCCCUCCCCUUUAAAAAAAAAAAGUCUUGGUGAGCAAUGUGCUUUUGAAACAGCAGGCAAGAGUGAUCUGUCGUUCUUCAGCAAGAUAGCUCUGAAAUCUUUGUGCCUCUCACUCCCGGGGUCAGUUGCCAUAUUUUGUUCUCUUUGCAGUCAUGGAUGCCCAAUAUUCCCUUUUACUUUCUGAGUUGAUCCCUUGAACGGGGCAGAUUCCUGCCACAUAGCCUGGGUGGGGGGUCCACAUUCCUUGCCUCUGUGUGUGUGUGUGUGUGUGAGAGAGAGAGAGAGAGAGAGAGAGAGAAAUUCACAGCUCCUGUUUCCCUUCACGUUUUUUCCACUUGCAUCUCUGUGGGUAGCGUUGCUUCAAGUUUCCAAGACUGUCACGAGGGAGAAAAAAUAACAGAAACAUUUCCCAAAUCACACCCACUCGCUUUGUCCCCGCAGACUGUGAGUGGAGGUGUUUGUCCUAAAGGCGACUCGGAUGUUUUCUGGGUCACGGGCCUCGUGGAAACAUGAGGGCCUUUCGUUCCUGUUGUAAUGCAGGAAGCGAACAGCUGUGUCCAGUUUCUGACGUCGAGGCCUUGAGCUCUUUGUUACCUCUUUUCGUUUCAGUUAUUUGGGUAACUCAAAUCAUCCCUCAGUAAACAGAAAACAAGUUGCCUUGAAUGUGGGUGUUGGCAACUUAUAAAAGGCCUCUCUCACUUCAACCGGAUUCCGUCACGCUUAAUCUGGUUUAACUGUCCUGGUGUAAUCGCUCACUCACUCGGAAUUCUGGGCACUGCAGUUUUGUGUGAUGCUUUCCGGAGGCUUUUCACAGGACAGCAGUUAUCGGGUCCCCUUGCAGCGGACCUGUGACAGUCUUGUUUUACAUUGGUGUUUUGGACAAACCCUCCGCACAACCUGAGCAGGUGUACAAGAUUUCCCCCUGCCUUGCUCCCUGGCUUCCAGCACUGUGCAGUCUUGAGACCUCCGUUACAUGAGAUGGAUUCUGGUGAAAAAUAUUGGGAAUGGAUAUUAUAUUUCUAUGCUCCUUGUACAGAACUGUAAUUCAGCCAUACAGAUUGCCCAGUGAGAGUCCCUGUUUCUUUAAGGCUGUGGAGCAUUAAAAUGAAAUGCUCCUUGUAUAGCUGUGACUGUGGUCAUAGGCAGCCUCAACGCACAGCUCGGGGAAGAGGGUUUGCACAGCUGAAGGCGAUUUGAAAUGUUCACUGCAAUUGCUCAGCCACUCGGACGGGCAAGCCAGUUUUAAAUAGAAAAGUGACUUGCCCCUUCUGCCAGGGGGUGAGAUACUUCAAAGGUAGAGACACUAUGAGAGAACUAGAAAAGGUCCUCAAAUGCAAAGAGGUAUCACUGAGCACUAAAGUCAGGAUCAUUCAGACCAUGAUAUUCCCAAUCUCUAUGUAUGGAUGUGAAAGUUGGACAGUGAAAAAAGUGGAUAAGCGAAGAAUCAACUCAUUUGAAAUGAGGUGCUGGAGGAGAGCUUUGUGCAUAUCAUGGACUGAAAAAGACAAAUAAUUGGGGGUCAGAACAAAUUAAAACAACUCGCUAAAAGCUAAAAUGAUGAAACUGAGGUUAUCAUACUUUGGACACAUCAUGAGAAGACCUGACUCACUAGAAAAGACAAUAAUGCUGGGGAAAACAGAAGGAAGUAGAAAAAGAGGAAGGCCAAACAAGAAAUGGAUUGAUUCCAUAAAGGAGCCACAGACCUGAACUUACAAGAUCUGAACAGGGUGGUUCACGGCAGAUGCUCUUGGAGGUCACUGAUUCAUAGGGUCGCCAUAAGUCGUAAUCGACUUGAAGGCACAUAACAACAACAAAGAGAUACUCUGGCCUGUGAGCCCAAUUUAGUCUGCCAGGUCUUCCCUUGCAGCCUUUGAGGCUGUUUCACCCAAGUCAUGCCCAACCUUUGACAUUAGGGGUGGGGCAGGUAACUACACGACUCCCUCCCUGAUCGUCUGCAACACACUGUGUAUUUGUGCAGCUUGAUUUCAAACUGCAAGCGAAAGGACGUGGCACCUGAUGCUAUUUUCAGGGUGUUGUUAGUGGCUGGAUGCAGUUCCUUAACCCUGGGCUACAGUAAAAACUAUGAAUCCACCUCUAUCUGCAGUGAUUUGGGUAUUUCUCCCCUGACACGUGUGCCUGGCUGCUGAGGAUGGCAGGCUGUGUGGGUCAAUCUUGAAAAUGAAUUUUCUUGGGGAUCCAGGAAUGUGACAUUGCCUUUCUGGGCCCAGCCCUGUUUUAUUGACCACCUCUGUGCUUAUGAGUUUGCUUUUUUGAAAAAAACCAUUGCAUUGCCAUUUUGCAAUGCCAUUAAUACUCUUGACAUGUGAAAAGCUCUGCUUAAUUAUUGUUUGUGGGAUUUGUAAAUACCUUUUUUCUU